AUGAAGAUGCCAGUGGCAUUACUCUUGCUACUGGCACUGAGCAUUGCCGUUAGAAUUGAUGCAGAAGAGAGUGGUGGAGUGUGUGAUUAUAAGCCAAGUUUAAAACCAAGACCACACAGUGUGUCCAUCUUGGAGUUUGGUGCUGUUGGAGACGGGAAAACAUUGAAUACUCUUGCUUUUCAGAAUGCCAUUUUCUAUCUCAAGUCAUUUACUGACAAGGGCGGUGCCCAGCUUUAUGUCCCACCCGGAAAAUGGCUUACUGGAAGUUUCAGUCUUACCAGCCAUCUCACACUCUUCCUGGAAAAAGGUGCUGUCAUUCUUGGAUCUCAGGAUCCAUCCCAUUGGGAUCUUGUUAAUCCCUUACCCUCAUAUGGUCGUGGGAUCGAACUUCCUGGAAAAAGAUAUCAAAGUUUAAUAAAUGGAGAUAUGCUAAAUGAUGUGGUAGUAACUGGUGAUAAUGGAACCAUUGAUGGUCAGGGUUCAGUUUGGUGGGAUUGGUUCGAGUCCCAUUCCUUGAACUACAGCCGCCCUCAUCUUGUGGAAUUUACAUCAUCUGAUUAUGUAGUUGUUUCAAAUCUUACCUUCUUGAAUGCUCCUGCAUAUAACAUUCAUCCAGUAUACUGCAGUAAUGUGCUUGUUCAAAAUAUUUCAGUCUCUGCUCCUGGAGAAUCCCCUUACACCAUUGGCAUAGUUCCAGAUUCUUCCAAUAAUGUGUGCAUAGAGGACAGCCUCAUCGAGGUUGGUUAUGAUGCAAUUGCCCUCAAGAGUGGUUGGGAUGAAUAUGGCAUCGCCUAUGAUAGGCCUACAAAGGAUGUGCACAUAAGAAGGCUCUACCUUCAAUCAUCGUCUGGCUCGUCCAUUGCCUUUGGUAGUGAGAUGUCUGGUGGCAUUUCUAAUGUGCAUGUGGAGCAGGUCCACAUAUAUAACUCAUUUAGUGGCAUUGAGUUAAGAACAACUAAGGGCAGAGGUGGUUAUAUUAAACAAAUCAUCAUAUCAAAUGUUGAAUUGGAAAAUAUCAACAUGGCAUUUGGUGCAAUUGGUGAUUGUGGGUCACAUCCGGAUGACAAGUUUGAUCCUAAUGCCCUCCCAGAUCUUGAUCAAAUCACUUUGCAAAAUGUGAUUGGUUCAAACAUCACUAUGGCAGGCAACUUCACGGGACUUGCAGAAUCUCCUUUCACCUCUCUUUGUCUUUUUAAUGUCUCCUUGACGAUUCCUGCCACCUUAACUUCUUGGACAUGUUCAAAUGUUGUUGGCUUUUCAGAGUCUGUUUCCCCUGAACCUUGUCCUGAACUCGAGAACUCAUAUUCAAAUUCUUCCGCAGUUUGCUAUUCCGACAUGAAUUCUUAUGGUAAAUCCGCAGCCUUAUGA
Dovyalis caffra is the source of this 1368-nucleotide messenger RNA. NCBI's taxonomy places the organism in Eukaryota, Viridiplantae, Streptophyta, Magnoliopsida, Malpighiales, Salicaceae. The record is from the annotation of a GenBank genome assembly.